GCCUAGCACUAGCUCUCUAAACCUCUAGACUCUAGUAAACUUACUAAACUAUUAAUAAAUUUAAAAAAAAAAAAUUAUCGAUCGCCAUCGACGCCGUGUUGCUUGGGCCACACGACUCCUAACUGUAACUAAAAUGUUGACUUCAGUACAAAGUGGCAAAGCAGAAGUUCUUCCUAUAAAUUACCCUUUUGGAAAUACCCGAAGUCGAAAUGUGCUGCAAGACUUUAAUUGUGAAGCAGGUGGUUUUAACCCAUGCGAUUAUUCCUUGAAGGUUCUCUUUCUGGGUAGUGGUGACCUGAGAAACGCUCUUCAGGUUGCAAAAAACGAAAGUUUCAAUCACAUGCAAAUCCAUUUAAAUGACCGAAAUCCAUUAGUGGUAGCUCGUAACAUCACUAUUUUGAAAAUAAUAUCAGCACCGGAUUUCAAUCCAGAAGAUGAUGAAGACAUAGCUUUCCUUUGGGAUGUUUGGUAUAAUCUUGAAUGGCCAGAAGUCACCCGGAAGAGAUUUCAAGGAGUGUUGAAGGACCUGUUGAAUGAUGUGUUCCCUGAAAAUGUCUCAGUCCCCAAAACUAGUCAGUCUGAAAUGUUAAAGGAAGUGUGGAGUUCUUGGCUUUCUGUUUCGUCAAAAACUGAAUCUGAAGCUAGAGUUUUAAUGGAAAAAGUAGGCUCUGAAAGGAAACUAAGGGUUAUUCAACAAUGGGGAAACAAGAAUAAAGGAGAAAUGGAAAACGCGUCAAACGUUGAUAUCUUUUCAACGAUCAUUGAUGAAUUAGCUUCUUAUUUGGAAAGAAGUAUUGGGCUUGAAGGGUUGAACGAUUCGGCGAGGCAGAACAUCCGUGAAGAAGCUAAGCGCUAUUUUGAAAAAGGUAGCUGUCGACUUGAAAACGAUACCAAGAUCGUUUGUCUUAAUCCAACAAUGGUUGACCACGUAAUGCUUUUUUGGACAAUCCAUUAUUCCCUGUGCCCAUUUGACGGAUACUUGCCGUUCCUGAAAGAAGAGCUGGUCACUUCAAUGAAGAACGAGAUGAUGAUACGUUCCUGCCAGAAAAUUCUCAAAAACCUGUUGUCUUGCUAUCGAAAACGCCUCAUCGACGGAAAAACCUUUGAAUUCUUAUUUUAUUUGGAGGAUGCCAUAGAGUUCUGCUAUUCUGAAAACGUCAACAAGUUCGACGUAAUUGACUGCUCAGAUUUUGCCGAUCAAGCUGGAUUAGUGAAUUUGAUCCUCGCAUGUAGUGGAAAGCUGUCCGAUCAUCCAUCGGCAAUGUUGUUCACCGAAACUUUUAGGUGGUUCCCAUUUGGAAAGGGAUCUGUGAAGUUUUACCUCGAGAAAGUCCUCUGUUGCCCGUUGAGCAUGAUACCAACUAUAUAUGGAUUGCGUCUCAAAAGCUGCAUUGAACUUGGAUUUCCUGAAUAUGUUGACUUGCGACGUCCAAUGUCGCCCCCUGUUAACCUUUGCUGGCAAAAAGCACUUCCUUUUCUAAACGUUGUCAUGUCAGCCUCUCCUGCACUGAGCGAGUUCCUGAAUAAGCUAGCGAACGUUUGCUUUGAUGCAAAGUUUCCUUUACGAAUAACAUCCGAUUGUGGCAUGUUGCUGUACACCCCACAAACCUUCAGCUACGUAGUGAACUCGAUGAUUCAACGGCUUGGAGGAGACCAUUGGCUGAAGAAUGAUGUCAGGCCGGCGGAGAUGCACAACAAUUUUCAAUUGGCUAGACGAACACUUGAUGCGUGGAAAGAGGGCCAGAAGAUUCUUAAGUUAUCCGCAAAGAUUCCUUCUUCGUCUUUUAACAAAUUCUUGCAUCGUGCUGUUGUAUCAGGAGUUCCAACGCUUCGAUUGAUACUCCUGCCGAAAGCGAAGCAUGGGAACAGUUACGACUUUUCUGGACCAGGUGUGCAUUUCAUCGACAACUUUCAAGUGAAAAUGAAAAUAUCCUCAACCGAAUGGAAAGACGUAUCAAUUUAUUUUCUCCUGAUUGCUAAUCACGGGCUCGAAAAAACUCAUCGUGCUAUCAUCGUAGAUAUACACCAUGGAUCAGAAGUUGUCGUCUUUGAGUCGUUUGAAUCCGUGCAGGUCGAGGACUGGAGUUUUCCUUAUCCGUUUGUUCCUUCAAAAAUCCAACCAGAGAUUCCUGCUCCUGGAGAAUUUCACAUGAAGGUCGACAGUUGCGUCGAGUCCGAAGAUCAGUUCGAUCUGAAAGUAAAUCUUAUUUCAUCCGUAAAUGGCUGUGGCUUGAAUAUAGAACCAAAUUAUCAGGUGCCUUGUGAAUCCAGUCACGAAAUUACUGUGGAACUGAUCCAGAUUGAAAAUUUCAAGCCGUUGUCGCUGUCAUUUCCGUAUCCGAUCCUUGCCGAAGAGAUCCGCAUUACCCUUGAUCGCAGCUGCCACCAUCUUUAUUUAGUGCUAAAGAAAACAUUAUGGGAACCAUGGCCGUGUGAGUACCGACCUGCUGACAAUUUGCACAGCGUCUUAGAUCCAGAUCAACUAAAACCUUGGAAAGAAGAAGAAUCAUUUCAACCGUCCUUGAAAAAUCACUUUAGAAACCAGUUCAACAUUAAUGAUCUGAAGAAUACUCAUCAAUUGGGAAAAUCUCCUUUGGCUAUUGUUCCUUGCGUUAUGCAAUUUCUGUUUAUGGAUCCUUCUAGUUUUGUCACCAUUCAACGGAUGAAUGCACCAACACCCGAAUGGUUCUUUCGAGUCCAUCGUCCUGUUUCAAUAACUCCGACGGGCAGACCAGUCCUUUUGCUUUCGGCUUUUGAUUUCCGAUUGGCAGAAAAACUUGUUAAAGUCGGCAUAUGGAACGAGAAAAAGCAUGACGAGAGUUUUAAGCGAGUUAACCCUAGCAACGAGAAUGUAAUGAUUAUUUCGAUUCAAACGACUGAAGAUUCGCAGCUUUUGAGAUUCAUCCUGCGGCUUAAGAGACUCAAGAUCACACCCAGCACUUGGCAGAAAAAAAACCUUACGCUGGGAAAGGACAGUCCGUGGAUGGCUACAUUCGUCUCACCACUUUACAACGACAACCCACACAUGGAUGUUGAAUCUUUUGAUUCUUCAAGCAGAUCCAUGAAUGACAACAACUGUUGCGCCGCUUGCAAGAAAGUUUCCGAAAGUCUAAAACGCUGCAGCCGUUGCCGAAGCUCUGUUUAUUGCUGCGAGGAAUGCCAACGUGAGCACUGGGCUCAGCAUAAAGUUGGAUGCAAGAAAAUUUAAUUGGAUUCAAUGGAUGGACUGUUCAACAUUUAUCUUUUCGUUAGGCUUUCGCUUAUAUAGCCUGUUUAGUUUGUUUUCCCCUUAAAACUAAGAGCUGUUUUUCAUGCUUAUAAGUAAUUUUUUUUUGUUUGUGUUCAAAUACAGAGAAGUAAAGCAGUUAAA
Messenger RNA from Daphnia pulicaria, 3370 nucleotides. RefSeq lists its product as uncharacterized. The transcript has 5 exons. Gene Ontology annotation, cellular component: nucleus. Gene Ontology annotation, biological process: regulation of transcription by RNA polymerase II. The record is from RefSeq and is a predicted model, not a curated record. The coding region runs from base 134 to 3208 and encodes 1024 amino acids. Gene Ontology annotation, molecular function: DNA-binding transcription factor activity, RNA polymerase II-specific. Lineage: Eukaryota; Metazoa; Arthropoda; Branchiopoda; Diplostraca; Daphniidae.